AUGCUUGUGCUGAAACGUAAUUCACGUGUGUCCACUCCUCAGUCACACAGACAUCUGCCCAGAAGCUGUCCCUGUGUUUUUGUGUCUGGCCCUGAUAUGCAAGAAUGUGAAACCCGGAUGUCUGCAUGCACCUGGCAGGCCGAGCAGGGUCUGGGACGAAGCCUGGCCCAAUGCGAGUGGGUGGGAUGGCCAGGAGUGUGUGUGGGGGUGAGGGUGGGGCACCCAGGCCCAGGUGUUCGGAGAGGCUGGCCCUUGCUUUGGGAGCAACCCACUACACAAAGGGGCAGGCACGUGGGCCAGGGACGUGCUGACUCCAGAGAGAAGGCAGGUGGGCAUGGUGAGCCCGCUGUUCCAACCCUCAGCCUCGGUAGACGGCAGGAGGGCUGGGAGCCACGGCACACCAUUGGGCGCUAA
Pipistrellus nathusii (Nathusius's pipistrelle) is the source of this 414-nucleotide messenger RNA. The record is from the annotation of a GenBank genome assembly. NCBI's taxonomy places the organism in Eukaryota, Metazoa, Chordata, Mammalia, Chiroptera, Vespertilionidae.